Castor canadensis (American beaver) is the source of this 3000-nucleotide messenger RNA. RefSeq names its product NACHT, LRR and PYD domains-containing protein 9-like. Gene Ontology annotation, molecular function: protein binding. Lineage: Eukaryota; Metazoa; Chordata; Mammalia; Rodentia; Castoridae. Gene Ontology annotation, cellular component: cytoplasm; canonical inflammasome complex. The record is from RefSeq and is a predicted model, not a curated record. Gene Ontology annotation, biological process: regulation of inflammatory response.
AUGGCUGAAUCAUUUUUUUCUGAAUUUGGAUUGGUGUGGUAUCUGGAAGAGCUCAGAAAGGAAGAGUUCUGGAAAUUUAAGGAGUUCCUCAGGCAAGAACCUCAGAAAUUUCAACUGAAGCCAAUCCCCUGGACUGACAUCAAGAAGUCUUCAAAAGAAGACUUAGCAAGGCUGUUAGAUAAGCAUUACCCAGGGAAGCAGGCCUGGGAUGUGACACUGAGCCUGUUUCUCCAAAUCAAUCGUAGAGAUCUCUGGCAAAAGGCUCAGGACGAGAUGAGAGAUGCACCAAAACUCUACAGAAAUCACAUGAAGGAAAAAUUCCAACUCAUAUGGCAAACAGGAACCUGCCUUCCAGUUCCUGAGAAUUUCUACAAAGAGACCACAAGGAUUGAGUACAUAGAAUUGCAUAAGGCCUGUACUGCUAAGGACGUUGAGCCAGUCACUGUGGUUUUGAGUGGUCCUGAAGGGAUUGGGAAAACAACACUUUUAAGAAGAGUGAUGCUAGACUGGGCAUCAGGAAAUUUCUUGAACCAAAGAUUUACAUUUGUUUUCUUCUUCAAUGUCUAUGAAAUGAAAUCUAUUAUGGAGACAAGCCUAGUGGAGUUAAUCUCCAGGGACUGGCCUGAGUCUUCAGAAACAAUCAGUGAUAUUUUUUCCCAACCAGAGCGAAUUUUGUUCAUCUUGGAUGGCUUUGAGCAAUUGAAAUUUGAUAUGAAAGGCAACAUUAACUUGUGUGAUGACUGGAGGCAUAGACAGUCACCACAAAUUAUCCUGAGAAGCUUAUUGCAGAAAAGGAUGCUUCCGGAAUCUUCUCUCCUUCUUGCAUUAGGAAAAGUGAGUAUGCACAAAAAUUAUUGUUGGCUGCUAGAUCCAAUUGAUAUAACUGUUGUAGGAUUCUCUGAAGAUGCAAGAAAGUUGUAUUUCUCCUACUUCUUCCAUGGGAAGGAUAAAGGAUUGAAAGCCUUCAAGUUUGUGAAAGGGAUUAAACACCUGUUUUCCUUAUGCCAAAAUCCUUUAGUAUGCUGGAUGAUCUGCACUUGUAUGAAAUGGCAACUUGAGAAGGGAAGAGACAUGAAAGUAGCUUCUGAAACAACCACCUCUUUCUAUAUAUCCUUUUUAACAAGUGUGUUCGGAGCAGGAAGUGAGAACUGUCCACCUAAGAACAGAGACCUACUUAAAAGCCUGUGUGCCCUGGCCUCAGAGGGAAUGUGGACUCAGACAUUUGUGUUUAGCUCUGAGGAUCUCAGGAGGAAGGGGGUCUCUGAAUCUGAUGUCAUGGUAUGGGUGGGCAUGAGACUUUUUCAACAGAGGGGUGACUGUUUUACCUUCAACCAUGUGUGUAUCCAAGAGUUUUGUGCAGCUAUGUUCUACUUCCUCAAAGAACCCACAGACCAUCCUAACCCUGCCAUUGGCAGUGUAACCCAUCUUGUAACAGCAAGUAUAACUGAAGUCCAAGCCCACUUAUGCCAGAUGGGAGUAUUUGUGUUUGGACUUUCAAAUGAAACAAUAAUCAGCAGGCUGGAGACCUUUGGUUUUCAGGUGUCAAAACAGAUAAAGCAGGAAAUAAUCCAAAGUCUCAGUAAAAUAAUCCAGUGUUUCAGUAAAUGUGAACCUGCUGAGGAUCUGGUAUGUUCCCAGGAGUUAUUCAAUGGUCUGUUUGAAAACCAGGAGGAAGAAUUCAUAAUACAAGUGCUGGAUUUAUUUGAAGACUUUUUUGUCUAUAUUGGUAAUAUGGAAGAACUAGUUAUAUCUUCAUUCUGCCUAAAGCAUUGCCGGAAGUUAAAGAAACUUCACCUGUGUGUGGAUCUACUCUUUCUAGAUAAUCAUGAACUCAUCUCAGAGCACUCUGAGGUACUCUCCUAUUGGGAAGAAUUGUGCACGGUGUUCAGCAAAAGCACGAACAUCCAGAUGUUGGAUUUGGAUAACUCUGCGCUGGACAGUGACUCUCUGGCAAUUCUUUUUAAAGCACUGGCUCAGCCCGUUUGUAAACUCCAAACAUUGGCGUAAGUUUUGCAUGAACCUUUUACCUAAAAGCACUUAGGAAAUGGUUUAGACUUCUGUAAGGCAAUUCUUCAUAAUCCUCAACUGAAACACCUGAAUCUGUAUGGCACUGAUAUCCCCCAUUCUGGGAUCAAACGCCUAUGUGAGACUCUGCGGCACCCAGCGUGCAAUGUGGAAGAUCUAGUGUUGGGGAAGUGUGACAUCACAGGUGAAGAUUGUGCAGACAUCGCCUCUCUCAUCAUCCACAAGAAGGUGAAACGCCUCUCCUUAGUAGAAAAUACCGUGAGGAAUGAAGGAGCAAAGAUGCUAUGUGAAGCCCUGAAACACCCAAACUGUGCCUUGGAGACCCUGAUGUUGUCAUACUGCUGUCUCUCUUCUGUCGCCUGUGAAUACUUCUCCCAAGCCCUUUUGUGUAACAAAUCCCUGUCUCUCCUUGAUCUGGGAUCAAAUUUCCUGGAAGAUAGUGGAGUAGCUGCUCUGUGUGAAGCUUUGAAGCAGCCAGGUUGCAUCCUGCAGGAGUUGUGGUUGCCAGGUUGUUACCUCACUUCUGAUUGCUGUAAAGACAUCUCUGCCACUCUCAUUUGCAAUGAAAAACUACAUACCCUGAAACUUGGGAACAAUAACAUACAGGAUGCUGGUGUCAAACACUUAUGUGAAGCUUUGAGGCACCCUAAGUGUAAAUUACAGAGGCUGGGGCUGGAUGUGUGUCAGCUGACCACAGCAUGUUGUGAUGACCUUGCCUCAGCUCUCACUGCCUGUAAAACACUGAAGAGCCUGAACCUUGACUAUAUUACCUUGGACCAUGAUGGAGUGGUGGUGCUGUGUGAGGCUUUGAGCCACCAGGACUGUGUCCUGGAGACACUUGGGCUGGACGUAUCUGUAUUUGAUGAGGAAAUUCUGAUGGUGCUGCAAGCCAUGGAGGAAAAAGUCUCCCACCUAAAUAUCUCUCCUUACCCUUGGCUUAGGGAGGAGCACAUGAUGAGGGGUUUGCUCAUCUGA